AUGGCGGGCGGCGGCGCCGAGGCGCGGUACUCGCGGCAGCUGUGCGUGCGGGGACGGGGAGCGGGGGGCGGGAGCAGGGGCAGCGGCGGUGCGGGGAAGGCCCGGGCCGCGCUGACGGGCGCUGCCCGCAGGUACGUGCUAGGCGGCGGCGCGCAGCGGCUGUCCGGGGCGGCCGCGCUGGUGUCGGGGCUGCGGGCGGCGGGGGCACAGGCGGCGGCGGCCUUGGCGCUGGCGGGGACCGGGCGGCUCGUCCUGCACGACACCGGCACCGUCUGCACCGCCGACCUCGGGCACCAGUUCCUCCUGAGGGAGAGCGAUGUCGGCCAGAGCCGUGCCAAGGCAUCCCAGCGGGCCCUGGCCGAGCUGAACCCCUGUGUGGUGGUGGCUGCUCACACCGGGGAGCUGUCAGAGACCUUCCUCACCUCCUUCCACGUGGUGGUGCUGACCGAGUCCCCGCUGGAGGAGCAGCUCCGCGUUGGGGAUUUCUGCCAUGACCAAGGCAUCUGCUUCAUCGUGGCUGAUGCCAAGGGGCUGGCAGGGCAACUGUUCUGCGACUUUGGGGAGCACUUUGUCGUUGAAGACCCAGCAGAAGGGGACCCAGUGUGUGCUGUGGUGCAGGACAUCUCUCAGGGCAACCCAGGCGUGGUGACAUACAUAGGUGUCGAGGACAGCCGCGGCCACCUCUUCUGCGAUGGUGACCUGGUGACAUUUUCUGGCGUGGAGGGGAUGACGGAGCUGAAUGGCCAGGAGCCCAUCCCUGUGCGCCCUCUGGAUGCCUUUAGGCUGGAGAUCGGCGACACCAGCUCCUUCUCGCCCUACCACCGUGGAGGCCUGGUGUCGCAGGUGCGGCAGCCCGAGCUGCACUCCUAUGAGCGCCUGCGCCAGGCCCUGGCAGCGCCCAAGAUCCAGGUGGCAAGUCCCGAGGAGCUGCCGCACAGUCGCAGCCUGCACGCCGCCUUCCAGGCCCUGCACGCCUUCCGUGGGGAGCAGGGCCGCCUGCCCCGGCCCAGGGCCCAGGCGGACACCGAGCGGGUGCUGGAGCUGGCGCGGAGCCUGCAGGAUCCCCUGGACGAGCGCGUCGUGCGAGCCUUCGCCAGCGUGUGCGCGGGAGACCUGUGCCCCGUGGCUGCCGUGGUCGGGGCCCUGGCGGCACAGGAGGCACUGAAGGCCAUCACUGGGAAGUUCCAGCCCCUGAACCAGUGGUUGUACUUCGAUGCCCUGGAGUGCCUGGCGCUGGAGGGGGCGGCGUGGCUGACAGAACAGGACUGUGCCCCGAGGGGCUCUCGUUACGAUGGCCAGAUCGCCGUCUUUGGGGCUGCCUUCCAGGAGCAGCUGGGCAGGCAGAAGUACUUGGUGGUGGGAGCCGGUGCCAUUGGCUGUGAGCUGCUGAAAAACUUUGCCAUGAUGGGGCUGGCGGCGGGGUCAGAUGGGGAGCUCACCGUCACCGACAUGGACACCAUCGCCCUCUCCAACCUCCAUCGGCAGCUGCUCUACCGCUCGGCAGACAUAUCGAAGCCGAAGUCGGUGGUGGCCGCGGCAGCUGUGCGGCGCAUGAACCCCGAUGUCCGGGUGACAGCUCACCAGAACCAGGUGGGACCUGCCACCGAGUCACUCUAUGGGGACGACUUCUUCCGGCGCCUGGACGGUGUCGUCAGUGCCCUGGACACGCUGGAGGCCCGUGCCUACUUGGAAAGCCGCUGCAAACGCUGCCUCACACCACUGCUGGACUCGGGCACAGAGGGGCCCCGGGGGAACGUGCUGGCCAUGGUGCCUUCCCUGACCAAGCCGCUGGGGCCGGCCGGUGUCCCCGCAGACAGCACCUUCCCGCUCUGCACGCUGCGGUACUUCCCCCGCACUGUGCAGCACACGCUGCAGUGGGCCCGCGAUGAGUUCGAGGGGCUCUUCCAGCUGCCUGCAGAGCAUGUCAACCGGUUCAUGGAAGACCCGGCUUUCCUGGAGCAGCUGCAGGCAGGGAAGGCCCUGGAGGUCCUGGAGCAAGUGCGGGGAAGCCUGCAGGAGCGGCCACGCAACUGGCAGGACUGUGUGUGCUGGGCCCGGCGGCACUGGCAGAGCCGCUACCACGAUGCCAUCACCCAGCUGCUGCAAACCUUCCCCCCAGAGCACGAGACCAGCCCGGGUGUCCCCUUCUGGGCAGGGGACAGGAGCUGUCCCCAUCCGCUGUCGUUUGACCCGGACAAUGACACCCACCUGGAGUAUGUCCUGGCUGCUUCCCACCUCUUUGCCCAAGUGCACAAGGUGCCACCGUGCAGGGACCGGGUGGCUGCCCAGACCAUCCUCCGCAGCAUCUCCCCACCACCCUUCGUGCCCAAGGAGGGGCUUCAGAUCCCCCUCACAGAGGAGCAGGACGAGGCACAGCCAUCUGCAGACCACGGGCGGCUGGUGGAGCUCACCCAGGACCUGGCGCAGCGGAGACAGGAGCUGGUGGGGGGCGAGGAGGUGCCAGUGCCCCUGAUGGAGCCCAUCCACUUCGAGAAGGACAACGACAUCCACGUGGACUUCAUCACGGCAGCAUCCAACCUGCGAGCAGAGAACUACGGCAUCCCCCCUGCUGACUGGCUGACGAGCAAGCGGAUCGCCGGGCGGAUCGUGCCCGCCAUCAUCACCACCACGGCAGCCGUGGCCGGGCUGGCGUGCCUGGAGGUCUACAAGCUGGUUUGGAAAUGCCGGGACCUCAGCUGCUACCGCAACAGCAACCUCAGGCUGUCCGACUGCAGGCUGCUCCGCAUCCAGCCCCUGCCACCCACCACGUACCGGUACGGUGGGCAGGAGUGGAGCUGCUGGGACCGGCUGGAGAUGCAGGCAGUCAGCACAGAUGGUCAGGAGGUGACAGUGCAGGAGGUGCUGGACUGGCUGCAGAAGACACACGGCUGGACUGUGACCAUGCUCCUGCGUGGCAACACUGUCAUCUAUGACGGGGAGACAGAUGAAGAGACACGGGCCUGGCAGCGGGCACAGAAGUUACGGGAGAACCUGGGGGCUGCCGGGGAGCCGCGGCAGCAGGAGCUGGAGCUGCUCUAUGUGCGCGAGGGAGAGGACGCUGAGGCUGAAGACACCUGUCCCCCUCUCAUCUGCAUCUUCCCCUGACUGAGGGCCUGGCACCCCACAACCCAUGCAAUAAAAGCCACUGGAUGCAUUGGUGCUC
This is a messenger RNA of Colius striatus (speckled mousebird), 3163 nucleotides long. RefSeq names its product ubiquitin like modifier activating enzyme 7 (gene UBA7). Bases 1 to 3105 code for a protein of 1034 amino acids. The record is from RefSeq and is a predicted model, not a curated record. Gene Ontology annotation, cellular component: SUMO activating enzyme complex; cytoplasm. Gene Ontology annotation, biological process: protein sumoylation. Lineage: Eukaryota; Metazoa; Chordata; Aves; Coliiformes; Coliidae. The transcript is spliced from 23 exons. Gene Ontology annotation, molecular function: SUMO activating enzyme activity.